This is a messenger RNA of Catharus ustulatus (Swainson's thrush), 3755 nucleotides long. RefSeq lists its product as uncharacterized. Bases 498 to 3242 code for a protein of 914 amino acids. Gene Ontology annotation, biological process: N-acylphosphatidylethanolamine metabolic process. The transcript is spliced from 15 exons. Lineage: Eukaryota; Metazoa; Chordata; Aves; Passeriformes; Turdidae. Gene Ontology annotation, molecular function: glycerophospholipid phospholipase A1 activity; A2-type glycerophospholipase activity. The record is from RefSeq and is a predicted model, not a curated record. Gene Ontology annotation, cellular component: cytoplasm.
CGCAACUUCCUCUGGUAUGGUAUUUAUAGUGAGAACCCCAAACCGGGACUUUACCUACGGGAGCAGCAGAACAGGCGCUGGGCUGCCCCUGCACAGCCCUCGCCUCCCCGCUGCGCUCUGCCCUGCGCUCAGCCGGCCCAGCUACAGCUGCACGUCCUCACUGCACGCUCCUGAGAUGGGACAGGACAAGAGCAAACCCCAGCCUGGGGACCUGAUCGAGAUUGACCGGCCAUUUCAUCAGCACUGGGCCCUGUACAUAGGGGAUGGAUAUGUCAUAAACUUGACACCUGUAGGUAAGUGUAUUUCAGACUGGCGAGUUGCAGAGGUCUUCUCGCAGUGCUUUGGGAACCGUGUCUCCCUCCAUGGGAGAUGGACCCUUUGUGUGUAAAAGCCCUUUGCAAUAGCAGAGGAAACCCCUCUGAGGUCUUAGAGGGACCAGAGAGGGUCUGCCUUCCUGCCUUAUCUUCUCCCUUCCAUAUACAGAUAAACCAAAGAUAAUGCUGGGAACCUACAACCUGCCAGUUUUUACCAGUACAGUAAAGAGGCAGCUCCUGAAAGAGGUGGUGGGAAAUCAUAAAUGGCAUGUCAACAACAAGUCUGAUGAGUACCAAACUCCUCUCCCAGUGAAGCAGAUCAUCCAGCGUGCUGCAGCUUAUGUGGGCAAGGAGGUGACAUAUUGUUUGUUUGGUAGAAGUUCUGAGUACUUUGUGACAGAGCUGCGCUAUGGAGAAGCAGUCUCUGAGCAGCUGAGGGCUUUCAUAAGUGGUGAAUUGCACAUUCUUGGUAUGAGUGACUUCGAGUACACCCCAAAUCUUGGGGACAUGAUCGAGAUCAAACGGGAACAGGACGAUCACUGGGCCCUCUACGUGGGGGAUGGAUAUGUCAUCCAUGGGACACCUGUAGCUGGCAGUGAGACAAUAGUCAUCAAAAAGAUCACAAAGGAGCUUCUGAAGGAGGUGGUUGGAAAUGACUCCUGGGCUGUCAACAACAAGUAUGACCAGUACUGCUGUCCUCUGCCUGUGGAAGUGAUCAUCCGGCGUGCUGAGAGAUGCAUAGACGGGGAGUUGCCUUAUUAUGUUAUUGACUUCAAAGCUGACGGUUUUGUGACAAAACUCCGCUAUGGUGGCCAGCUGAGGACUUUCAUAGGUGGUGAAUUGCACAUUCUUGGUAUGAGUGACUUCGAGUACACCCCAAAUCUUGGGGACAUGAUCGAGAUCAAACGGGAACAUGACGAUCACUGGGCCCUCUACGUGGGGGAUGGAUAUGUCAUCCAUGGGACACCUGUAGCUGGCAGUGAGAAAAUAGUCAUCAAAAAGAUCACAAAGGAGCUUCUGAAGGAGGUGGUUGGAAAUGACUCCUGGGCUGUCAACAACAAAUAUGACCAGUACUGCUGUCCUCUGCCUGUGCAAGUGAUCAUCCGGCGUGCUGAGAGAUGCAUAGACGGGGAGUUGCCUUAUUAUGUUAUUGACUUCAAAGCUGACGGUUUUGUGACAAAACUCCGCUAUGGUGGCCAGCUGAGGGCUUUCAUAUGUGGUGAAUUGCACAUUCUUGGUAUGAGUGACUUCGAGUACACCCCAAAUCUUGGGGACAUGAUCGAGAUCAAACGGGAACAUGACGAUCACUGGGCCCUCUACGUGGGGGAUGGAUAUGUCAUCCAUGGGACACCUGUAGCUGGCAGUGAGACAAUAGUCAUCAAAAAGAUCACAAAGGAGCUUCUGAAGGAGGUGGUUGGAACUGACUCCUGGGCUGUCAACAACAAGUAUGACCAGUACUGCUGUCCUCUGCCUGUGCAAGUGAUCAUCCGGCGUGCUGAGAGAUGCAUAGACGGGGAGUUGCCUUAUUAUGUUAUUGACUUCAAAGCUGACGGUUUUGUGACAAAACUCCGCUAUGGUGGCCAGUUGUGGUGUACUGUUGGCAGUGAAUUGCUCAUUCCUGAUAUGAGUCAUGACAAGUUCAAGCCAAAUCCCGGGGACAUGAUCGAGAUCAAGCGCACAGGUUACCAGCACUGGGCCCUCUACAUGGGGCGUGGAUAUGUCAUCCAUAUGACACCUGUAGAUGAAACAAUACCAUCCUAUUCAGCCAGCAAUGAGACAACAGUCAUCUUAAGGAUUAAAAAGGCACUCCUGACGGUGGUGGCCAGAAAUGAUUCCUGGGCUGUCAACAACAAAUAUGACCAGUACCGCAGUCCCCUGCCCGUGGAGGAGAUCAUCAAGCGUGCUGAGGGUUGCAUUGGCAAGGAGAUGGCAUAUCAUGUGUUUGACUUCAAAGCUGAUGAUUUUGUGAGAAAACUCCGCUAUGGUGGCCAGCUGAUGACUUUUGUUGGCAUUGAAUUGUGCAUUCCUGAUACGAUAUAUGACCAAAUCUAUCCAAAUCCUGGGGACAUGGUCGAGAUCAAGCAGCCAGGUCACCAUCACUGGGCCCUCUACAUGGGGGAUGGAUAUGUCAUCCAUGUGACAGCUGUAGGUGAAAAUUCUCUACGCGUGUCAACCGGCAGUGGGACAGUACAUAUUAGAAAGUUGAAGGUGAAGAAACAACUCCUGGCGGACGUGGCCAGAUAUGAAACAUGUUGUGUCAACAACAAGUAUGACCACUACCUAACUCCUUGCCCGGUGAAGGAGAUCAUCCAGCGUGCUGAGUACUGGAUUGGCCGGGAGUGGCCAUAUGAUGUGUUUAGUAAGCACAGUGAGCACUUUGUGACAGAGCUCCGCUAUGGAGAAGCAGUCUCUAAGCAGGCUUUUGUAGAUGGUGGAUUGCACAAUCUUGAUAUGAGAGAUGAUGAGGAAUACCCAAAGCCUGGGGACCUGAUUGAGAUCGACCGGGGACUUUACCAGCACUGGGCCCUCUACGUGGGGCAUGGAUAUGUCAUCCAUGUGACACCUAUAGGUGAAAAUUCUCCACCUGCGUCAGCCAGCACCAUGUCAUUCCUUUUGAAAGUGGCAAAGGUGAAGAAAGAACUCCUGGACAAGGCUGCUGGAAAGGAUAACUGGCGUGUCAACAACAAGUAUGACGAUGUCCUCAUUCCUUUCCCUGUGGAGGAGAUCAUCCGGCGUGCUGAGCGCCAGGUUGGCAGGAUUGUGCUCUAUUUUUUGUUGUACAAGAACUGUGAGCACUUUGUGACCAAGCUCCGCUAUGGAAAAGCAGUGUCUGAGCAGGUCGAAAAAAUAAAUCGCAGUACUGCAGCAGGAAUGGGAAGUAUUUUUGGUACGGCCGCUCUGGCUGGGAUAGCAUUGUUAGUGAUAUAGUAUUACUGAUUGGCUGCCAGUUGGAGCUCAGAGCAACGUGGGGGCAGCCCCUGAACACAGCAGUCACUGGUCAGAUUUUUCUACAGCUGCCAUCAAGGUUUCCUAGGCACUGUGCCAUCCUUAAUGUAAACAUUAAACAAUCCGUAAUAAAAUGUAUUCUUAAAUCCAAACUCCUGUUGCCCUAAAGUCCACAUUAAUCUGAAUAUAGCUUUAAGGGCAGGUUUAAGAAUUCAGCCUUACUUCUCCCAUUAAGAAAUGAUAAAUCAAGAUGACCAUUGUUCAAGAUGAUCCCCAGCAGUUCUAGCCUGGUCACCACAUCUGGUUUUAUUGCACGGUCUGUGAUGAUUUUUGUGGUAAUCUGGGAGCACUUGCAAGCAAUUUAUGCAUUCCCUUCCCCACACCACUCCUCCAGUGCUUUGCUGAUGACUGGUGCAGGCUUUUCCUCCUCUUUUGAUCAGCUAGCUCCUGGAAGUUCUUCCUUUGCAUCACUGAAAUAAAAUGUACUGCUGAGAA